This is a messenger RNA of Danio rerio (zebrafish), 1386 nucleotides long. RefSeq names its product cathepsin Z (gene ctsz). Lineage: Eukaryota; Metazoa; Chordata; Actinopteri; Cypriniformes; Danionidae. The record is from RefSeq and is marked provisional. Gene Ontology annotation, biological process: proteolysis. Gene Ontology annotation, molecular function: cysteine-type endopeptidase activity; cysteine-type carboxypeptidase activity; cysteine-type peptidase activity.
AUAUGACCGCCUGAGAUUCAACAUGGCUCGCGUGCUGUUCUUUUAUCUGUUUACUCUGUCGGGUGUUUUCGCCGGACGGUAUUUUAACGAGAACGAGCCCUGCUACAAGCCCCAGCAGAGGAGAAACCUACAGGGAGUGAAGACUGGACCACGUCCUUAUGAGUCUAUGAAUUUGAAAGAACUGCCCAAAGAGUGGGACUGGAGAAACAUCAAAGGCGUCAACUACGUCAGCACUACACGCAACCAACAUAUACCUCAGUACUGCGGCUCCUGCUGGGCGCAUGGGAGCACUAGUGCAUUAGCAGAUCGUAUCAACAUCAAGCGUAAAGCAGCAUGGCCGUCAGCAUAUCUCUCUGUCCAGAACGUGAUUGACUGUGGAGACGCAGGUUCCUGCAGUGGUGGAGAUCAUUCUGGUGUGUGGGAAUAUGCUCACAAUAAAGGCAUUCCUGAUGAAACCUGCAACAACUAUCAGGCCAAGGACCAGGACUGCAAACCAUUCAAUCAGUGUGGCACCUGCACAACCUUUGGCGUGUGUAACAUAGUGAAGAACUUCACUCUCUGGAAGGUUGGAGACUAUGGUUCAGCCAGUGGACUGGACAAGAUGAAAGCUGAGAUUUAUUCAGGAGGACCCAUCAGUUGUGGGAUCAUGGCAACAGAUAAGCUUGAUGCCUACACUGGUGGUUUGUACUCCGAGUACGUGCAGGAGCCCUACAUAAACCACAUCGUCUCUGUAGCCGGAUGGGGUGUAGAUGAGAAUGGAGUGGAGUUCUGGGUCGUCCGUAAUUCCUGGGGAGAGCCAUGGGGUGAGAAAGGCUGGCUCAGAAUAGUCACCAGCGCAUACAAGGGCGGCAGUGGAAGCCAAUACAACCUCGCCAUCGAAGAGGACUGCAUGUACGGAGAUCCAAUCCUUCCCAAGAACUACCUGUAGUCGUCUGUGAUGUGCCGUUCACAGAGUAAACGCUGUCUUAAGAUGAACCUGCACUUACCAAAUUUAUAUCAAAGGUUAGGAGUGAUUUUCUGAAUCUGCCUGAGAUCAGUUGUGGAGGUUUUGCUUUAUUUUUUAAUCGACACCUCAGGAAUGUUUUCUUUGAAAUUGUACAGAUUUGUAUUUGUAAUUUUUUUUUAACACCAAUUCAUGAACAAAGGGAAAAGCAGUGCCCGUUUCUUUUUUUUAUAUACCAGUAGGACAUCUAGCACUUUAGGAUGUUUUAAUGGACUGAUCUCUGGUCAUAGUUUUGGGGUUUGCUAUUGUGUAUUUAAAGCAGAAGUACACCAUUUCCUUGAACAUUAAAGCAAAAUACCCAUAAAUGAUUGCUGUCAAACCAUAUCAACAGCCUCAAUCACUGAACUGUUUUGUCACACUUCAGUAAAAGUCUUACCCAACUA